Aegilops tauschii subsp. strangulata is the source of this 933-nucleotide messenger RNA. NCBI's taxonomy places the organism in Eukaryota, Viridiplantae, Streptophyta, Magnoliopsida, Poales, Poaceae. The record is from RefSeq and is a predicted model, not a curated record.
AUGAGGAUGCUGGUCCCGGCGCCAUACCAGGUGCCGGUAAAGAAGGACAAGAAGAAGAACAAGGAGGCAGAAAGUGGCCUCCACCAUGAAGGUACCUCAGACGCUAUGUCCGGAGGGUCCGAGGCUCCCUCCUCUCACGAGGGAGAUGAAAACGAGGACGAGGAGGAGGAGGAAGAAGGUAACCCUCCUCUCAAAUGGAAAAAGAGGGUGGCCUCCGCAGACCCGGAGGCGAGGGCACCCAAGAGGGGAAAGCUAUCCCUUUCGGAUGACUCGGAUUCGGACGCCGAGGAUAUCCCCAAGCCCCGCCCCCGGAUCAAGCCCCUUGCCGAAUCUCCGGCCCGCGAUCUCCCUCGACAAUCCUCCUCGUCAGGGGAUUUGCCACCGGAGAAGAUAGAGAGCGAGACGCCUCCGCAAGCCGCGGAGGUUUCUGAACUAAAGCAGAAACUGAAGCUGGCCGAUGAGGACAUUGUCCUCAUUAACAAGCGGCUCAACGAGGCGCAAGAUGGCGCUGCCGAGGUCGAGACCCUCACGGAUUUGAAGGCCGAACAGGCCACCCAGCACCAGUUCGAGGAGCAGAUAUCUGCAGUAGAGCAAGAGCUCAAGGACGCCGCCCGCAAGUGCGAGUCCCUCGAGAAGGAGAAUAGAGCCAAUGCAGCCGAACUCGCCAAAGCCCUUCAGGAGGCCAAAGACGCGUGGUCCAAAUCCAGAUUGGCUCGCGAGGAGAUCCGUCAGGCCGGACAGAUAGCGGCUGGUAAGCCCUUUCUUUUACAGACUAAGUUUGGCGAUCAGAGAUAUGCCUUGCUUAAUCGACUAUGGAGUUCUCUAGACGCUUUUGCGGAUCUUCCGAAGAGUGCCGCCGACGCCGCGCAAUUCUUCCAGGCUCAGGAGCGACAUGCGACGGAGAAGCCAUUCUGGUCACAGUUCGCGGCGUAG